Molecule: messenger RNA, 843 nt
Organism: Danaus plexippus (monarch butterfly)
Lineage: Eukaryota; Metazoa; Arthropoda; Insecta; Lepidoptera; Nymphalidae
Product: larval/pupal rigid cuticle protein 66-like
Exons: 2
Coding region: 146-736 (196 amino acids)
Cellular component (GO): extracellular matrix
Source: RefSeq, a predicted model, not a curated record
CACUUUGCGUGACCUAGAAGCCAUACUUGUCAUUUAUUUCCUCCUAAUAGCGCCGAAUGAUUGUACAGGACUUGGUAUAAAAGCCUUAUUGUGACCAGGACUUAUCAUUCGCAGUUCACUGUGCACUAAAACCAAACGUUUUGAAAUGGCAGCUAAGUUCUUCGCUCUUGCUCUCUUGGUGGCGGCUGCACAAGGCAGCGCUAUCCAUGGCGCCGACUACUCCAGCUUUUCAUAUGGUGUUGCCGAUCCCCACACCGGAGAUGUAAAGAGUCAACAUGAAACUCGCGUGGGCGAUAAUGUAGUUGGACAGUACUCACUGCUGGAAUCUGAUGGAAGCCGACGUACCGUUGACUACGCUGCUGAUGCCCAUUCAGGAUUCAACGCCAUUGUACGCAAGGACCCAGCUCUCGUUGCCCACCCAGCCCCAGCAGUCGUUGCUGCACCUAUUGCACACGCAGCCAUUGCAGCUCCAAUUGCCCAUGCUGCUCCUCUAGCGCUGGCUGCCCACGCUGCUCCUGUUGCUUAUGCUGCUGGUCCCUCCGUGUCACACUCCGCCUACUCCACCUCCGUAGCUCACGGAGGAGUCGUCUCUGCUCCUAUUGCCCAUGCUGCAAUUGCCGCUCCCCUUGCCUACGCUGCUCCUUUGGCUCAUGGUGGUGCCUGGGCCCACGGAGCCCUCGCCGGUCCCCUCGCUCAUGGUUUAGCAUAUGGCGCUCAUGGUCUCGGACACUACUAAAUAUCGAUAUAGGAAUUUAUUUAUGUACCUACGUAAUUAAUAAUUAUGACGAUGGUUAUGAUUGAUGAAUGUAAAUGCUGUGAUCAAAUAAAAACUUUUUACGAGUA